UUCAUUGUUUAUUAUGUUGCCGGGGAUCGGAGUUUUUGGAACGGGCCCCGUGGUCAAAGUGCUGGUGCCGAUUUUAAGAGAGAACGGAUUCAAAAUCGAAGCUAUAUGGAGCAAGAUAUUGCAGGACGCUCAAGCGGCUGCAAAAGAGUUGGCCGUGCCGUUUUUCACCGACAAAAUCGACGAUGUAUUGCUUCGGAGAGACGUCGAUUUAAUAUUUGUCUUGUGUUCUCCGAAUUUGCACGCCCAGAUUUCCGUAAAGGCGCUCGGGAUCGGGAAACAUAUUGUUUGCGACAAACCCGCGGGACUCAAUCAGGUCGACGCCCUGAAAAUGGUCAGAGCGGGUCAAUAUUACCCCACACUGAUAUCGGUAAUUAACCACUCGUUUCGCUUUUUGCCUGCUUUCUUGCACAUGAAGAAAAAGUUGGAGGAAAAUUAUUUAGUAUCCCCCAUGACUUUAAUUGAUAUUAGGAUACAGUGUGGAUCGCUGUUUGGCGACAUUGACACAUUCGAUUGGAAAUGUGAUGACACCAUGGGUGGUGGAGCAUUGAAUCUCAUUGGUAGUCAUAUAAUUGAUUUGGUAACAUUCUUAACCAAUCAGAAAGCAGUUAGGGUGCAUGGAAUAGUAAAAGCAUUUACCAAACAUACCCACAAAAUCAAAGGUAUCAGGCAGAUAACUGCACCAGACUUCUGUGCUUUUCAAAUGGAACUUCAAAAUGGUGUCCUUGUUACAACUACAAUUAACAGUCACACAGUGGGCAGUACUUUCCAACAGGAAAUCAUGAUUUGUAGCAGUACCGCUCACUUGGUUGUGCGCGGUGGAGAUCUUCUUGGUCGGAAAGGAGACAAAAAUGCAGAGGAGGUUAUUUAUUUAGAUGUGGAAGAUUUAAAGUGUCCUUUGCCUAAUUCCUUUCUGCCCAAAACGUUUAUCAAAGGUCUAUGCAAGAUGGUGUCCGCUUUACGUGAAGCAUUUUUACCCGUCAAUGAAAAGGCAGGAUGGAUUAAAGAGCCUGUAUGCUCUGCGGCUAAUUUCGAAGACGGGCUCUAUGUACAAGCCGUUCUCGCGGCCAUUAGGGAAUCGUCGCAGACAAGACAAUGGGUUAAAGUUAGCAUUAUGACCGAACAACCCGAUAAAAACGAGCUGCUUAGCGCCGUCGUCAGACGAACUGCAAUUUCCAUGUCUUAAAAUGUUUUAGAUUAGGAAUAAAGUUUACAAUUUUUUUACUGUGAGAAAUUUAGAUGCGUGGUUAUUUUUACAAACAUUUAUUUGCCUUUAAUAAAAUU
Messenger RNA from Cylas formicarius (sweet potato weevil), 1281 nucleotides. RefSeq names its product glucose-fructose oxidoreductase domain-containing protein 1. Bases 14 to 1183 code for a protein of 389 amino acids. The transcript has a single exon. Gene Ontology annotation, molecular function: nucleotide binding. The record is from RefSeq and is a predicted model, not a curated record. NCBI's taxonomy places the organism in Eukaryota, Metazoa, Arthropoda, Insecta, Coleoptera, Brentidae.